AACAGAGAAAACGCUUACCAGCACGAAUCUUGAAGCGUAUCGUACGGCGUCCGCAAGUUUCGACGUCCAACCGCUCAAGCCCUAACCAAAUAAGCCCUUGGACCGCCGGCGCGGCGCCGCCUCUUGCUCCCGUCGGCUUCUCCCCGUCGCUCGCGCCUCGCGCCGUUCUCUUCUUGCCAGCCUGGCCGCCCGACGCGCCACCGCCAUGCCGAAGAAAGGAGGGGCGGCGAAGAAAGCGGCGGGCGGCGGCGAGCUGUCCCGCUUCCUGCAGUCGCAUCUCCAGACCAUCAACGACACCUUCCAGAUGAUGGCGGAGGCGGCUCCGGGGGGCGGCUUGGAGCGGACGGAGUGGUCUGAGGUCGUUAAGCUCGGCGACCAGAUCUCCAGGCAGGCCACCGUCGCUGGAAUGCUCUGGAGCGGAGACUUGCCUGAUGUAGAGACACUAAAGGAGAACAUUGUCGCAUAUUUCAACAUCCUACAGGGUUUUCUUUUGGUUUGCCACGGAAGCACGAUUGGUUCUGGGCCUACUCUUCACAAGUCUAUCUGUAGUUCUGCAAAGAACGUGGUAGACUCCAGCUUCUCAUUGUUCAAGCAAGCUGUUUCUGCUUAUGAAUCUCGCAGCCCUGACCGAAAGACAACUAUACCUCAGGUAACAGGAACUGUAUGGGAAGCAUGUGUUGCACUCAAGAAGGUGCCUACAUCGAACUGCAUCGCCAUAGGACGAGCCAUGACCCAGAUAGGCGUGUAUCUAAAGGAUGUCCUCCGGGAGAUGAAGGAACUCCCCAUUGGUGAUGCUGGUGAUAGUACAGCUGAAAAGUCUUCCAACGGUGUUGUUGAUACCAUGAGUUGUUCUGAUAGAGAUGAGACAUCAUCUGAUCUUGAUCUGGAUGAUGAUUUCACUGAAGAGGAGGUUGCUGUUGCCAAGUUGGUUGUCACUGUGGCAUCUGAUUCACUGGUUGUUGUGAAGGAGUCAAUUCGUUUUAUUACUGGUUUGCUUAAGAGCUCAGGUAACUGGAGCGGGGCUAAUGAGGACAAGGUUGAGCCAAUGGAAAAACUGCUGAGUUAUUGCAGGGAGAUUGCCGACCAGGUUAACGAUCUUGGGGCUUCCGUAUAUCCACCACAAGACACAUCUCAAAUGAAGCUCACUGUAAAACGACUGUAUGAAGGCAUCAAUGGGAUGCGCAAGGAAAUAGGGCACCUUGGUGGCUCAUCUGCGAGCGCAUUUGCAGCCCUUGAAGGAUUUGAGAAGUGCCUUGGAUCUCUGGAGGCUGAGUUAGCUGAUGAUGUGGGGAACGAGAUGGAAAAUCUUUCGAUUAGGCAUUAGCUCGUCCUGAUUGUCAGAAAAUGUUUGGAUUUGUCAUAGCAAUAUUAUAGCCUGUCUUUUGAUCUUGGCAGUGGAUGAAGCUUGUGUUGUUGAAGUAAACGAGGCACGCAUUUUUUUUUUUUAAUCUUAUACUUCCAAUUGUAAAGUAUGAAGGAGGUCCGGUUUGCUGCAACCUCUCUAGUCGGCGAAGCCACUGUUACGGUUUACCAAAUAUGCUAUUAGAUUAUUUUGCAUUA
Messenger RNA from Phragmites australis (common reed), 1560 nucleotides. RefSeq lists its product as uncharacterized. NCBI's taxonomy places the organism in Eukaryota, Viridiplantae, Streptophyta, Magnoliopsida, Poales, Poaceae. Gene Ontology annotation, cellular component: nucleus. Bases 206 to 1324 code for a protein of 372 amino acids. Gene Ontology annotation, biological process: regulation of cell cycle. The record is from RefSeq and is a predicted model, not a curated record. The transcript is spliced from 4 exons.